AUGCCUACGAAGCCUGUACUCAAUUUCUCGUUUCAAAGCUUGGUCUGCCUAGAUGGCAUCGUUGCUUUCCGACAGGAGCUCAUUGAAACCUCCAAAGACUGGAGAGCGCUUGGCUUUGUCGGGCCGUGUCCAUUCGCCUUGCCAACGCCGGAAGAGUUGGCUCUUCAUCGCAAGGAAUACCGAAUUUUUGAGGCGGCACAGAGUCUGAAACACGAUUUGGCGAGCUUCCUCGACAGUGCGUCUGAUGGAUGGGUUCCUCUCGAGAAUUGGGAGGCGGCCAAGACACAGAAUAUGGCAAUGUUCAACGAGAUGUUGCAAGCUGUACUGGAAAAUCAAGAUCCAGAUGACGACGAACCAAUCAGGAAUGAAAGGAACUUACGAGAUAUCUGGCCCUUUGAUCUACCUGGAGAGGAACAGGUCCAGCCCCCAGGAUUUGAUUCCGCAUCUCUCACAACGUCCCUCUCAUCAAGAGAAAACCACGGCAACUCUCGCUUGAAUCAUUCGGAUCCCAAGAGCUGA
Molecule: messenger RNA, 519 nt
Organism: Penicillium oxalicum
Lineage: Eukaryota; Fungi; Ascomycota; Eurotiomycetes; Eurotiales; Aspergillaceae
Exons: 2
Coding region: 1-519 (172 amino acids)
Cellular component (GO): mitochondrion
Source: RefSeq, a predicted model, not a curated record